AUGGCCGAAAGUUGUUUUUUGGAUCAAAGUUUUGAUGACUUGAAUGUUGAUGUCGACUUCUCAAGCAUUGACACGUCACUUGUCAUGUCCUUACUUGAGGACUCGGCGCAAGUGGAGUAUGGAGAUGGUGAAAUGUUGAGGAUCACGGUUAAGUCCCUUGGACAAGAGAUUGCAAAUCAUGGUUCGUGUUUAGAAAUGUAUAAAUCGGAUGAAUAUUAUAAUGAGGAUUAUCAAAUUUUCAAUGUAGAACAACCGGAAAGUUGUUCAUCGACAUUUGAUCACAAUCUUGAUGAUUUUGAUUGGAUUGGGGCGGAGAUGGAUUAUUCGUCUACAGGCUAUUUUAUCGCAAAUUUUGCAGACAAGAUGGAAAAUAUGAUUGAGUUUGUAGCUUUGGAGGAUUACUCACACUUUUGUUAUGAGAUUCCUAUGGAGGAGGAUGGAUAUGCUACUUCAUUAUGGCAAUAG
Molecule: messenger RNA, 465 nt
Organism: Striga asiatica
Lineage: Eukaryota; Viridiplantae; Streptophyta; Magnoliopsida; Lamiales; Orobanchaceae
Source: the annotation of a GenBank genome assembly